UUUGACUUGCUGACAGAUUUGGUGAGUUACAAGAUCGAGUUUAAAUAGGCCCAGUUGUUCUUCAUUCUAUGUAGGCCCGGUAAUGGUUCGCGUUGUCAACCCGCUUGUUAAAUUGUUUCUGCACAUGCUGGUCGCAUUCGCAGUCGACUAGUCCGGUAAGAAUACCAAGUGCUCAGUUUGGCAAAGCAUCCGACCCAGUUUAACCGAGGUCUAACUUCACCGAGGCCUGCAAAUGCCGUCAACCAUGCUGCCGAUCAAGUAUAACGUCAGGUGGGGACACUCGAACAAGAGCAACCACAGUUCUUUGAUGAACCAGUCGGACAUGUUUGCAAAGUACAAGAAGAAAGUACGGGCCGUACUCCAGAAGAAUAGGCUCCUUGCAAAAGCACUCGGGGAUGCCAAAGUGAAAAUUGGCGAGUUGGAGGAUGCCAGCAGCCGACAGCAAAAGAUUGACAACCUUGUGUUGCCUCAGGUCAAGUUGUGGCUUGAGACAAACCUGCAACACAUGCACACCAUGGUGACCAACCACUCGCGAGCCAUCAAGAUGUUGCAGGACAUAAUGACACCCGGAGUGGACAUCUCUCUCGCAGGCAUCUCUGACCUGGACCUGUCGUCUGCUCAGGAACGGAGGCACUCUCUGCAUCCACCAGGCAGGCAGUACGACGAAUUUGGGAACAUCACGGUGAUUCUCGAGGAAGACGAGGCCACGAUUUCCAGGUCGGAACAACCACAAGACUCCGGCACGAAUGGAACAGAGCCUGAGCCCGACUUGUGCUCCAAAGUCACGGUGCGCAGGAAGAGCCGCAAAACAAGAUCAUCAGCUGGCACGCGUGCCAGCCUCUCCGAUGAGCCUGUUGACUCUGCUUUCGAACCUGCGGUGCCAACGUUUAAAGUGGUCGAUGAGGAAGCCUCAAUUCUCUUGAAGGAGGUCACAGGACAAGAGAAGACUGUCGUCUGUGCCGAGUCUGUAGUUAUGCCACCUCCAGACAAGGUGAAAGGGCCCAGCGUGAACGAGUACAGUGCAGCCUUCAGCUAUAGGCCAAAGAUCCCGCGCACUCCCGACACCAUCAACAAAGACGGCAGCUUCUAUUGCUGCAAUGAAGACAGCUUCAGCAGCCCCGUGCAAACACGUCAGAGGCAGAGACUGUCUGAAAUUCCUCUGCAGCCAUGGCCUAGAAAGUCUGAACCUCUGCGUAGGGGUUCGCGCAGUACCAGGCGACGUGGGCUCGCAGAGCACAUCGUCUCAAACAGUUCCUCGCCAUUGUCAUCAGAGUCUCUGUUGGAGUGCGCCUUCGUUGAGUCACCCACCUCUACUCCACCGCCUCGAGGCAGUCACGCAGCUGCUCCCGAAGAGACCGUGCCCAUUGAUGAGGACGCGGCUGUCGGAGAACAGGCACCACGGAAAAACGCAGCAAGAAAGUCUUGCAUCUCGCGACCCAGUGAUACCAAGAAGCCAUCUCGUGUGACUUUUGUUGUCAACAAGGUGAAAGAAAGUAUGGCUGCUCGACAAGAAGGCCCACAGCACCCUAUGCCCAUCACUGCAGACUCCGAGGAGCCUCCGAAAGAACCUUGCAGCGCGACGAUUUUCAUUCACAAAAAAGAAGAAACUAUUGAUGCAAGACUCGAAGGCCUGGGUGACGCGCCACCUUGUGCUGCAAACUCCGAGGUGCACAAUGCUGAAGGCAGUGGCGACGUGCCACAAAAACAGAAGAGCGACAGCGAGAACAUUGGCACCGCAGCAGGAAAGGAAGCUUCGCAAAAAGUAGCCCGGCUCUCCAAGCAGGCCCGUCGCACCGGCAAGAAAUCGCGUGACAUAAUUCGCGACGCCAGCCCCACGGAAACGGAACCUCCUCAGCGCAGUGGCAACCUGCCCAGGCCAGAGCUGAUGGACAUCGGGGCCAGUUCCUCAACAGACGAAGAUGGGGCCCUGCGCUCUUCGAUGGGUCGACCAUCCAGGAGGAAGUUGCAGCCCAAGAGCUACAGAGAGCCAUAUUUUUUGAGAAAACUUCGGCGACCAUAACAUGGAAAAUGGCCACCUGUAUUGUAUAUAGUUUUAAAUUAUGCCGCCAUGUGU
This is a messenger RNA of Dermacentor andersoni, 2074 nucleotides long. RefSeq lists its product as uncharacterized. Lineage: Eukaryota; Metazoa; Arthropoda; Arachnida; Ixodida; Ixodidae. The record is from RefSeq and is a predicted model, not a curated record.